UUUGGCUUCAGAUUCUGAGUGUGUGGAAAUUUUGCAAGGAAGACACAGGCAGAGAAAUAUUUGCACUAAAAGUUGGGGUAACUGUUCUUCUUGUGUCUUUGUUCGUAUUAUUUGAAGCCCCAUAUCAAGUCUUCGGGUCGAAUAUGAUAUGGGCUGUUCUCACUGCUAUCCUUGUUUUCGAGGACACUGUUGGAGCAACAUUUAAUCGAGGAUUUAAUCGAGCAGUAGGAACCUUGGUGGCUGUAUUCUUGGCUGUUGUGGUUGCUGAGACAGCACUGUCGUGUGGUCAUGUCGCUGAGCCUAUUAUCCUUGGCCUUAGCAUGUUCAUGAUCGCGGUGAUAACAUCGUACAUGAAAAUGUGGGCACCACUUGUGCAGUAUGAGUACGGGUUUAGGGUGACACUGUUGACCUAUUGCUUGAUCGUAGUCUCUGAUUAUAGAAUUGGUAACCCAGUUAGGAUUAUGAUCGAUCGCCUGUACUCAAUCGCCAUUGGAGGAACGAUAUCUGUGUUGGUGAAUGUCUGUAUUUUCCCUAUAUGGGCUGGGGACCAACUGCAUAAAGAGUUGGUCAAAAACUUCCAUUCAGUAGCAGAUUCUCUCGAGGAAAGUCUAAAAUAA
This is a messenger RNA of Vigna umbellata (rice bean), 617 nucleotides long. Lineage: Eukaryota; Viridiplantae; Streptophyta; Magnoliopsida; Fabales; Fabaceae. The record is from RefSeq and is a predicted model, not a curated record.